AAUUUGCGUUUCAGAUGUGCUAAGUUUGACUAUUGGACCUUCCGUGGCAAGAGUGUCGGGGAUAUUUGAAGCACGUUACACGUUGUGGAAGCCCUUUGACUGUCAAAACAAUAAAUUUCUUCGAUAGCUCGAUUGAUUGGCCGAGUGCGGAUCAGAGGUGUGAAAAUCUCCCAGCUUCGGACAACACCCACGGCACGUCUAGACUAUUUUAACUGCCCUACACAAACAUUUUGCUAAAGAUUUCACGCGUUCCUGUACUCCUGCGACUUUGCACAGAUCGAAGGCAGUCUGUCGUGCACCGCACCAUUUCGUGACCUCGGGAAAACCACCGGAAAAUUUUUAGAAAAAUCUGACUACUAUAGGUGGAUCUUUUAUACUGAACACAACAUGAACAAAAUUUGGCGGCCAUGGCUCGACAGCCCCGAAGAUCACCAAAGAAAGCAGCGUCAAGUACGAUUCACGCCCUAUAGAUCACCAAGUGCAACAGGGAAUAUACAGCAACAACCACAAUUUAGACAUCCGGUCAGGUUACUCUGGACAAAAGGCGCAUAUGAUUACAUGUACGCAUCAGGAGAAACAUUACUACGGAAUUUCCCCGUUCAAGCGACCAUCCAAGUCGUAGAUUCUAGUGACGGCAGUGACGAUGAGGACGAUGAAGAACUCGAAUGCGAUGAAAAAGAAAAUGAAAAGAAAGUAAAACAGUAGACAAUUGUUUAAAAAAAGUAGCUAUUCUAUACAUAAGUAAAUAAGAAAUCCUGCAAAGGUGGAGCUAUAUAUCUAUGCGACGAUACCGAAAAUGCAUUUGUAAAUUAGAGGUGCUUUGAGCUCCAAAAUGGAACAGAUCGAGUUAGAUAUUAUAAGUUGUCAGCAAAUGCCCCUAAUAGAACACUUUUAGAUAGUUUAUUGUAAAACCAAAGCAAUCGCUAGGCCAGGGCCAAUCAGGGCGAAGGAUGCUAGUACAAGGAGCCAAUGGGAACUCAAAGAAAGUGUCCUAUCACACACGAAACUCUCUAGAACCAGCAAUACGCUACGGCAACCAUGGUAAGAGACAAAACGUUCACUCGAAAAUGUCCUCAUGGACGUAAUUGCGCCCUCUACAUUAGUUAUCAACGUUUUUUUUUUUUUUUAAUAUAUAUCAAGACGCUUGCUUUGCCAAAGCAGUUUACCCUUAUACACUUUUAUAAAUACGGAAAGAUAUAUACAAUUCUAAAAACGUCAAUGUUGAUGGUUGGACAAACAGUCUAAAUGGUAUGUGUAGCCGCUAUACUCGGAAAUUGCUCUUAAAAGAAGAUAAUAGUUCCAAACUUGAAGGGUUUUGAAGAGCACCCGAACAUCAAUGAAAAUUAGGAAAUCUCUUUGUUUAUUAAUUCUACCGACAAACAAUUGUAACUCAUUGUAUAUGAUCAUCUUGUAUAAACAAAGUUUAUUUUCUGUAGCUUUUAAUUCAUCCACACAAGUCUCUGGUACAAGCUGUAGCACUCUCUCUUUAUUUUUACUUCAAAGAAACGUACUUCAGGUGAUCAGUAUGAACCACAAAAUGGUUCUUGUGUGGAUAAAAGCACUGACAUACAUUUAUCAUACAAGCUGUGCUUACACCUUUGUACAUUUUAAAGUUGAUAAUAUUUAAAUAUUUUAUGAAUGAAUUACGAUAAUAAAUAAACGCUAUUGGAAUGGA
This is a messenger RNA of Stylophora pistillata, 1675 nucleotides long. Its product is annotated as protein ripply1. Gene Ontology annotation, biological process: negative regulation of transcription by RNA polymerase II; embryonic pattern specification. The record is from RefSeq and is a predicted model, not a curated record. Gene Ontology annotation, cellular component: nucleus. NCBI's taxonomy places the organism in Eukaryota, Metazoa, Cnidaria, Anthozoa, Scleractinia, Pocilloporidae.